AUGUUAACUAAAGAUAAAAAUGAUGGUAGCCUUCUCAGAGAAUUACUCUCUAUCUGGUUGGAUGAAGCCUUUACUCAACACCAUAUUAUCAAGAAGCCUUGUUAUGUGGAGUUUGAAUAUUUGGUUUAUUACCCUGACAAGGUUACUGGAUCGAUUACUGAUUUAGAUGGAAUUAAAGUUGAGAGAUUUUUGUUGUGGUACAGUGUGAAUGAGAUCCGUGUGGAUUUGCCAUCGUCUGGGAAUAUUUACUUUCAAGUAGGGUUUAUUAACAAAAAGCUUGACAUUAAACAGUUUGAUACUCCUCGUUCUUGCCAGGACAAUGAGCUGUGGAGGACCAUCUCUGAGACAGGUGAUUUUCUAGUUUGA
This is a messenger RNA of Solanum tuberosum (potato), 366 nucleotides long. RefSeq lists its product as uncharacterized. The record is from RefSeq and is a predicted model, not a curated record. NCBI's taxonomy places the organism in Eukaryota, Viridiplantae, Streptophyta, Magnoliopsida, Solanales, Solanaceae. The transcript is spliced from 2 exons. Bases 1 to 366 code for a protein of 121 amino acids.